Messenger RNA from Equus quagga, 2149 nucleotides. It is a transcript of the gene CRTAP, whose product is annotated as cartilage associated protein. The coding region runs from base 76 to 1281 and encodes 401 amino acids. Gene Ontology annotation, biological process: peptidyl-proline hydroxylation to 3-hydroxy-L-proline; collagen fibril organization. NCBI's taxonomy places the organism in Eukaryota, Metazoa, Chordata, Mammalia, Perissodactyla, Equidae. Gene Ontology annotation, cellular component: endoplasmic reticulum. Gene Ontology annotation, molecular function: collagen binding; protein binding. The transcript is spliced from 7 exons. The record is from RefSeq and is a predicted model, not a curated record.
UUGCGCCGUCCGCCUCCUUCCUUGCCUCCUCUCUCCCUUCCUCCCUUCCUCCCGUCCUUCCUUCCGCCGGGCGCGAUGGAGCCGGGGCGCAGGGCGGCCGCAGUGCUGCUGGCGCUGCUGUGCGCAGGCUGUGCGCUGCGCUCCGGGCGCGCCCAGUACGAGCGCUACAGCUUCCGCAGCUUCCCGCGGGACGAGCUGAUGCCGCUCGAGUCGGCCUACCGGCACGCGCUGGACCAAUACAGCGGCGAGCACUGGGCGGAGAGCGUGGGCUACCUGGAGAUCAGCCUGCGGCUGCACCGCCUGCUGCGCGACAGUGAGGCCUUCUGCCACCGCAACUGCAGCGCGGCACCCCAGCCCGAGCCCGCCGCCGGCCUCGCCCGCUACCCCGAGCUGCGCCUCUUCGGGGGCCUGCUGCGCCGCGCGCACUGUCUCAAGCGGUGCAAGCAGGGCCUGCCAGCCUUCCGCCAGUCGCAGCCCAGCCGCGAAGUGCUGGCCGACUUCCAGCGCCGCGAGCCCUACAAGUUCCUGCAGUUCGCCUACUUCAAGGCAAAUAAUCUUCCAAAAGCUAUUGCAGCUGCUCACACCUUUCUACUGAAGCAUCCUGAUGAUGAAAUGAUGAAGAGAAACAUGGCGUAUUACAAGAGCUUGCCUGAUGCCGAGGACUACAUUAAAGACUUGGAAACCAAGUCAUAUGAGAGCCUGUUCGUCCGAGCUGUUCGGGCAUACAAUGGCGAGAAUUGGAGAACGUCCAUCACGGACAUGGAGCUGGCCCUUCCCGACUUCUUCAAAGCCUUUUAUGAGUGUCUCGCAGCCUGUGAGGGCUCCAGGGAAAUCAAGGACUUCAAGGAUUUCUAUCUUUCCAUAGCAGAUCAUUAUAUAGAAGUUCUGGAAUGCAAAAUACAGUGUGAAGAGAACCUCACCCCAGUGAUAGGAGGCUAUCCAGUGGAGAAAUUUGUGGCUACCAUGUAUCAUUACUUGCAGUUUGCUUAUUAUAAGCUGAACGACUUGAAGAAUGCGGCCCCCUGUGCGGUCAGCUACCUGCUCUUUGACCACAAUGACAAGGUCAUGCAGCAGAACCUGGUGUAUUAUCAGUACCACAGGGACAAGUGGGGACUCUCGGACGAGCAUUUCCAGCCCAGACCAGAAGCAGUUCAGUUCUUUAACGUGACUACACUCCAGAAAGAGCUGUACGACUUUGCUAAGGAAAAUAUAAUGGAUGAUGAUGAGGGAGAGGUUGUGGAAUAUGUGGAUGACCUCUUGGAGCUGGAGGAGACUGGCUAGUCCACAGGAGCCAAAGAGACUUCCCCUUGAUGUUCAGGAAACACAGAUUCUUUGUUUUCCUUUUCCCAUUAGCCCAAGUUGUUGAUACCUCAAAGCCUUCUCUUUACUCUAAGAAGUGAAAGGGAAGCCCCCAUCUCUCACUACAUAUAACAAGGGGUGAACCUACCUUCCCUGUGACAACCCUUGCCUCCCCAUCUUCACACCUGCCUUCUCCAUGUUCACACCUGCCUCCCCAUUUUCACACCUGUCUUCCCAUCUUCACACCUGCCUUCCCCAUGUUCACACCUGCCUCCCCAUCUUCACACCUGUCUUCCCUGUGUUCACACCUGUCUUCCCAUAUUCACACCUACCUUCCCCAUGUUCACACUUGCCUCUCCAUCUUCACAACUGCCUUCUCCAUGUUUAUACCUGCCUUUCUCACCAUUUUGGUUUGAAAGACAGUUUUCCAUGGAUGUUUUUUUCCAGAAAGUCAGUAUUAUUUUUUAAAUAAGAAAAAUACUCCUAAAAGAUCAUAAUUGUGAAAACUACUGUGGCCUUUCUGCUUUUCCAGAUUUUAGUCUCCUUUCUCCCCAUCCUCUGAUCCAGCAAAGAUGGUGAGGACAAAGUGGUAAACUUCUCCACACUCCAUGAUGGUCUACACAUGGUCUGACCUGCACUGUUUCUGGCACCCACUGAAAAAGAAGUUGAGUAGACAGUGUAGAGUACAGAAAUGUGGCUUUUGCCCAACACUUUUGCAUCUCCAAAGUCUUAAGAGUUGGUCCAUCCCAUUUGAGGACAAUGUUCAGUUGUACAUCUCAGAGUUGGAAAUGGAAGAAAGCAGAGGGAGUCUAUUUUCACUCAUUCUUUCAAUAAAUAUUUAUUGAGCACC